AUGCCCUCGUCAAAUCAUUCUGGCGCCGGCCCGCAGCCACCGCCCUACCAAGGGCCGUACCGAGCGGCCGUCUGGAACUCUCCAGAACUUCGCGCAGAGAGCCCUGCUCCGCAACUUGGGGACUUCUUGGAUCUCGGUGGAUGGGGUUUGGAUCCGGCAUCACCGCCCGCUCUCUCCUCGGGCACGCAUCUUGCAGACUCUGCUGAAGACACUCGGCGGGCUAAACGUCGAAAGCUGGACUCGGACAGACUCAUCCCCGAUGUCAAAGCCGUCAAGUAUGGGAUCUAUGGGCAGGUCUACCCGGGACAGCUGAACAUGGAGAUCGUGAGCUGUGACGGCGGCAUAUACUCGGAAGGCACAUCCUAUGCGGCCGAGAACAUCCUCAAGAACGACAACUCGGUGUACUGUACCAAAGGCAACCGAUGUAACAUCGUGCUUCGCCACCAGGGAGCCACUUGUUUCAGCCUGAAAGAGCUCAUCAUCAAGGCCCCUGGCAAGAACUAUUCAUCACCGGUCAGGGAGGGCAUGGUGUUUGUAUCUAUGCACAAAGAUGAGCUUCUUACCAGGACUGCGCAGUAUCAGAUUCAGUAUGGGCAGCCGCGAGAUUCUUCCGGGCAGCCGCUUGAGCGGGAAUCACGGUCUCUGAUACCAGUCAUCUCCAUUCGCCACAACGAUGACGGAACCAUAAGGACCCGAUCUGAGGUCCGGCAACGGCGGCUUUACAACAUUGGAACGGACGACGAUGAAGAUUCUGCGAGGGCGCAGAUCCCGCCCGAAUUCACCGUAUCACCACCACACUUUCUGGUGACGACAGAAUGCAGCGAUGAGGACAACGACGAUCGGCCGCACAGCAGGUUUCGCCGGCGGACACCCAAUAGGAUUGGUGCUCUCCCCUUUGAGAGCGACAACAGCAGCGACGACUGGAGCAGUAACCAGGAUCACGACGACGACGACGGCGACGGCGACGACGACCACUAUAGACGAGGCUAUAGGACGAUGAUGCUGGAGCAGGCCGAAGAGGCGUCCCGGCUGGCGACGCAGGAAGCAGUUAGAGCAGUGGGAGGAGAGUUGUUGGCACCCCACGCCAAGUUCCACAUUGAGCAGGACAAGAACAAGUGCACAAUCCACUUCAACCCGCCAGUGUCGGGCCGCUUUAUCCUGCUCAAGAUGUGGAAUCCCCAUCACGACCCAAGGGGCAACAUCGACAUUCAAGGCGUUGUGGCCAACGGGUUUGCUGGCCCGCGCUUCUUUCCCGCGGUGACAUUCAGAUGA
Molecule: messenger RNA, 1272 nt
Organism: Thyridium curvatum
Lineage: Eukaryota; Fungi; Ascomycota; Sordariomycetes; Thyridiales; Thyridiaceae
Exons: 2
Coding region: 1-1272 (423 amino acids)
Source: RefSeq, a predicted model, not a curated record